AUGAUCCAUGAGAAUAUACCCUUACAGGCUAUAUUAUGCGCUAGUUUGUAUCCCAAUGUGGCAGCUAGUGAACACGGUAUUAUUGGAGCAGUUCUUAGCACCUUCAACCAGUCUUCUAACACUGCGAAUAGUGGUCGUACAAUUUGGUUUGGCGGAAGAAGAGAAGUUCGUAUCCAUCCUUUCAAUACCCCUUUCUCGGCUUCCUUGAAAAGGUUUGUUAAUGAGAGGGAACACAACAAUGCUUUUCAUUCACUUCAACCUCCAGCACUAGCAGCAUCUGAAGAUACCACUAGUGUAGAGGCAAGUGAGGCUCCUUCUCAAGCCGUUGCAAAUUCCAUUUCAUCUGAUGGAGCCACACGUUGUUCUAACUCAAAGUCUUCAUCUGCUUGGAAUGUGGAGAUAAUUGAGGUUGACGAAGAGGGUGCGGCAUAUGGUGAAGCACAAGGUUUACUUGUUGGCUAUUGUGGUAUAUUAGCAACUAAUGCACGUAUCUUUCCAAUUAGCUUUGAAAAGUGGUCAGGACAAGAAAAUAGUGGCAUGCCUAAGUCUUUCAAGGAUGAGUGCUUUGAUACAAUGAUAAAGCCCCACUUCCAUUUUACAAGCACAGAAAAGAUUGUCUACAGAUAUUGCAUUCAAAGUAUUGCAAAGAAGUGGGCAACAUAUAGGCAAAGAUUGUGGAAUGAAUUCUAUGAUCCAACCAUGAGAAGAGAAGCAUUGGUGAACAAUGUGCCCGAUGAUAUUCCAAGAGAUCAAUGGGCUUGCUUUGUCAAUUAUCGACUAAAACCAUCUACAGUUGAGCUUUGCAUGAAAAAUAAGGAAAAUCGAAGCAAGCAAACCAUUCCUCACACUUGUGGAUCUAAAUCCAGCUCUCGAAGGCGCUUGGAUCUUAUGAGAUUUGCAAGUGAUAUAGACAAGAGAAGGAAGAAAGUGAAGAACUGCUAA
Arachis ipaensis is the source of this 942-nucleotide messenger RNA. Lineage: Eukaryota; Viridiplantae; Streptophyta; Magnoliopsida; Fabales; Fabaceae. The record is from RefSeq and is a predicted model, not a curated record.